Molecule: messenger RNA, 6315 nt
Organism: Ceratitis capitata (Mediterranean fruit fly)
Lineage: Eukaryota; Metazoa; Arthropoda; Insecta; Diptera; Tephritidae
Product: zinc finger protein 2-like
Exons: 11
Coding region: 1162-6309 (1715 amino acids)
Biological process (GO): regulation of transcription by RNA polymerase II
Cellular component (GO): nucleus
Molecular function (GO): DNA-binding transcription factor activity, RNA polymerase II-specific; RNA polymerase II cis-regulatory region sequence-specific DNA binding
Source: RefSeq, a predicted model, not a curated record
AGUUACAAAUUUACGGUGAGUGGUUAAGUGUCGUUCGUUUUAUCGCUCGUGUAUUUGCCGGCGUCGAGUUUCCUACGUUUUACAUUCUAUAGUGCGGAUCAUACACGCGUACGGUGGGUGCGUGCUUGUAAAUAUUUUGAUAAUUAAUGUGAAGGAAAUUCAUAGCGUUUUUGCGCACAAUAAAUAGAUAAAAGCAUAUAUACAUAUACACACGUAUAUUUGUUUAGAUAAAUGUUUAAGGAAUUAAAAAUAUACUGGAUAUGAAGGACCGUUCUUCACAUUUCUCACAUAUUUUUCUUAAAUCCAUUGAUUUCGUGCGGAAACUGCUAUGUAAUAUAUAGUGUAGUAGUACGUUCAUUAGAAAAGAAUUAUAAAGUUCCUAUUUAGUAAUAACUAUAAAUGUUAAGGAAAUGAAAAACAAAUUGUAAAUAUAACAGAUAAGUAGAGUUAAAGGAAAUAGGAUUAUGGAAACAACAAAUUAAGAUUGAUAACAGUACAAACCGUUUAGCAAGUACAAAACGAACGGAUGCUGCAUAAAAGUUAUUAGUUUUCAAUUCGUUCUCGGGCUUGAAAUGAAAGGAAAGUUGGAGACACAAAUGAAAAUAAAUACACAAAAAAUACCUCUAUAUAUGUAAGCAGUGGGGAACAAACCGUUUGCGCAAGUAAAAAAGCUUAUCAGCAUAAACUUCAAACAAUUAAAUAACUCAAUAAUUUAUCAAUAUUUUUACAAAUCAACAGAAAAGUGCUAACACAGAAACUGACAGGUAAUGCCUUACCAAAUUUACUAGAUGGUUUUUCCGCACUUGCAAUAUUGCUUUGUAAUUGGAGUCGUUGAAACGAGAACAAUAAUCGGCUAACAAGAAGCUGGUGACGAGACGUGAAUUGGCAAUAGUAAAUUACAGAGUAGUCCCUAUUGGAUUACUGUAUGUGGACCACAAAUAUUUUGAAGAUUAAUGAAAUAUUCCUUGAAGAUUGGUAAUAUAUAAGGAAUCACAAAAUUAUUACGAAAUUAAGUGUUUCACACACGUAUAGUGGGAUUAAAGUUUCACCUAUCACUGUUAUUUGCUAAUUAUGCCUUUGACUAUGCAACCAUAAACAUAUUCACAAAAAAAAUCAUCAGCGUUUUAGCAAAGAUCUAAUUAUAACCAAUGUGCCCAUAAUAUGUCACAAUUAUCACCUCGCCCAAUAGAAAAGAAGUCAAAAAUAACAAACAAGAAAAUACCAGUAAACACUACUCUACAUAAAAUUAAAACGAAAUCGAGUAUAACAACAAAAACAUCUUCCAAUGUGGCAAUAAAAAUUGGGGUUUCAAAUUUAACACUUUUAAAAAUUAACCAACAAACAGCUCUAAAUACCGUUCAAAAUCCAAUUAAUACAUUUAAUGCAGCAGCGUUAGCAUCAUCGCAUCAGCUGCAUCAGGAAACAUCAUUGGUGUCCGUGCCAUUUAUACCAAAGCUAGAUACAGAGCCAAUAUUAGCUGUAGAUAAAUCUAAAGUCAAAACAACCUUACGACAAGAGCAAUCGGCAAAAUCCUUAGCAGUUAUUAAAAGAAAACGUCGGGGAUUGCGUAAAAAUCCACAAUCCGCUCCAAUCGACAACGCAAAAAAGACAGCAGACACCACAGCCGAGAUCUUUGAAGCGGAUGAUAAGGAACCAAUGUUAAGGACAGAUGUUGAAGUGUUUCAAGGAAAAAUUGUUUUUAAUUCGGAUGGUAAUGCUUUUAUUAUUGCUACAGAAAGUUCAACUGACUCGGUUGCCAAUGCAACAUUGGAACAAAGAACAGCAGGAUCAGUAACAGCGACGGCAAAUGAGAUAGAUGGAGGAGUGACAUCAAGCCGAUCCCUUACUCCUGCAGCAACCGCAAAGGCUUUACCAUUGGGCGAUGCAUCAUCAACAGCAACUUUAAAGGAAGCCUCGUGCAAUCGAGGUAUAAAACAAGCCAGUUGGCUAACGAGCAGCACGAGCCCACGUAUACAUUCAUUUCGUAUUGUAAGUGCUCAGGAUGCUACAGCCGCAAUCAGCACCAACAGAUCCGCCUUUGUCAAAAGCAGCGUCGAGCAAACGAAAUUCGGUACUUUCAGUGAACAUCAACAGCUUCAGCAAGAGCAACAAAGUCAAAGCAAAAACACCGACACUAACGAUAUUGAUAACGAAAGCGAUAACGAUAACGACAACGAAAAUGAUAGUACUAGUUCUAAUAGUAAUAUCGUACAGCGCUCUUCCAAAAUUCAAAAACCGAUAUUGAUGUGCUUUAUAUGCAAACUGUCAUUUGGAAAUACAAAAACAUUUAGUUUACAUGCGAAUUGCGAACAUCAACUAACCUUACAUCCAAAAGAACGAAAUUUAUUAAAUCGCGAAUAUUCCAGCGCCAUUAUACAACCUCCAAAUAUGGACGAGUGUCCCCAAAUAUCCUUUCUUGAGCCAAUUGAAAUGCUUAAAGCUAUAAGAAACGACGAUUUAAAUUCUGAGACUGAUGUACAAAAAAUUGAUGAAGAUUCCACAAUGCAACAGUCGUCAACGUGCAAAUUACGCAGCGCUAGAAAUACUGCUGUGCCGGACCGGUACACUGCUGAAAAUGUUAUUAAUGAAAAAUCUGAUGAAAUUGAGGCAAUAACGGAUGUAACAAUAUUAAAUUCAACUUUAAUAUUGCCAUCGACAGCAGGCUCUUUUUCACUAUCGCCAGACCUACCCAAAUCAACACCAACCUCACCGAAAUCAGUUGUUUCAUCAGCGUCUACAGCACAACAUUCAACUUUGUCAUCCUCUGUCACAGAUUGUAUCAGCAACAGUCAUUUAUUGCUGGCAACCUCUCUUUCGGAAUGUAUACGCGAGCAGCAGAUGAACGAAGCAGGUGAUGUUAUGGUCAACAAUGCAGUGACGGCAACAAACACAAAAUUUGAUAACAAAAUACUGAAACAGCAGCAGAAGUCACAGGAAUAUAAUACAACCGACAUUGUAGAAACUGACGUCAUUGGCCCUUUUAAAUUAAAAGAUGUGAUAGUGUCACCAUCGCUAAUUUCAUCAUUAAUACCAAAAAGUAAAUCAGAAAAUAUAUCUAAAGGUGGUUACACUGCAUUCCAUAUGUCAGAUUCAAUGACAACAACUGAUGCAGACUUCAUUGAAGAUGCGACUAUUUCAGAAAAAUCAAGACAAAAAGUGUGCAGAACUCUUCUAACAACACAUGCCGUUAACAGCAAUAUUGGCGUAUCAUAUUCCGGUGAAUGUCCCAGACCGUCAUCAUUAACAACAGUUUCGAAAACCGAAAAUGAUUUACUGGAUGUGUCAUCUGUGACAGCUAAUACCCCCAUAACUGUGGCUGAUAUCCUGCAGAUGCAGCGCAGUAGUCUUAUGACUUCAUUUGCAGAACCCUCCACGUCAGUUCCGGCGUCAACGGCGACUACAACGGUAGAUGACAACAAAUUGGAAAAAUCCGAUGCAUCUUCGUGCACAAAGAACUUUCUGCAGCAGCAGCAACAACAAUGUGUAACAAUGUGUGGCAGCAAUUUGACCACACCGCAAGCAGCACUAAUGUCCAUUGCACCCACACGAAAUCACCUAAGCUACUUACAUGAUUCACUAGCAGUUUUAUCUGAUAACUACGGUAAUACUAACAGCGGCACAACGGAGGUGCAAAAGACAAGUGCUAAAUUAUUCAGCGACUUCUUGCAACAACAGCUCAAUUUAAAAAAUCAACAACAACGUUCUCAAGAUUUUGAGUAUAAAGGUACUGACUGCAAAAGUUGCGAUAUGCCAUCAUCACCGUUUUGCAGUACAAGCCACAUGCUUACCAUUAAUACAACACAGCAGCGCUCACCAACGCGCAGCAGUAGUAGUUGCAGCGCUGUGCUACAAACCACAGCAAAUUUGACAUCAUCGUCGCCGACCAAUAGUGCAGCCGUCAAUGUCUCUGCAGCAGCAAUGGCAGCGGCGGUAGUGGUAAGCCAGCAGCAACAACAAAAUGCUGCAGCGGCUGUUGCAGUGGCUGCUGCAGCAGCAGCAGCUUCUGCUGCGAAUAACACCUCCAGUUUCACUAUUGGAGCCUGUUCGGAACACAUCAAUGGGCGACCAUUAGGCGUGGAGUGCACAAGGUGUGAAAUGAUAUUAAAUUCAACCCGACUAAAUACUGGCGUACAAAUGUCAACACGAAACUCAUGUAAAACAUUAAAGUGUCCACAGUGUAAUUGGCACUACAAAUAUCAGGAAACCCUCGAGAUACACAUGCGCGAGAAGCACCCGGACGGUGAGAGUGCUUGUGGCUACUGUUUGUCCGGUCAGCAACAUCCGCGUUUAGCUCGUGGUGAAUCAUACUCAUGUGGUUACAAACCUUAUCGUUGUGAAAUUUGCAAUUAUUCAACAACGACGAAAGGAAAUCUGUCUAUACAUAUGCAAUCUGACAAACAUCUGAACAAUAUGCAAGAGUUGAACAGUUCUCAAAGCAUGCUGGCAGCUGCUGUGGCCGCCGCCAGCGGUGGGAAAACUGAUGUCCCAUCCAAGAUGCUGUUGCCAAAUAACAUUGCAGCAUCUCAGCAACAGCAGCCAACACUUUCUCAAUCCCAAACACAACAGGCGCAAUCUGGGCUUUCUACCACCAACUCAACAAUUAGUGGCAACAACGGCGACUCUUCCAGUAGCGUCAGUGGGCGUGCUAUUUUGGAUAGCUUUGGCAAUACAGCUAGCAUGCUUCACAAAAAUAAACCGUCCUUUCGCUGCGACAUUUGUAGUUACGAAACGUCGGUGGCACGUAAUCUACGCAUUCAUAUGACCAGCGAGAAGCAUACCCAUAAUAUGGCCGCUCUGCAAAGUAAUAUUAAGCACAUACAAGCGUACAGCUUCUUGCAUCAGCAUCAGCAAGCUGUCGCUGCUCAACAUCAGCAGCAGUUGACGGUAGCAACCCAGGCUGCCGGACUAGGAAGCGGCUUAGUGACUGCUAGUUUUUUGCCAGAAAUUGCGCUGGCCGAUCUGGCUUAUAAUCAGGCGAUUAUGAUACAAUUGCUGCAGCACAACUCUACGUCUGUUGGUCAGCAGCAUCAGCUUCAUGAAUCUGUUUCGGAAAUACAGACUUCGCCACGCUCAUCGCCACGCUCAUCGCCGCGUGCUAGGCACAUUGAACAGCAAUCGACCUUGCAACAGCAACAACAAAAAAUUCAAUUGCAGCAGCAACAACUACAGCAAUUACGACAACACUUACAGAAGUCAUGUUCACCAAACAAUAGCUCACCAACAUUGCUACUGCCUUCAGCCCCCUACAGUAACAGUGAACUCAACUUGUCUUCCAACUUUGAUGGUGGCGGCGUCGGCGUUUCUAGAGCCGAUGAAACGCUUGAACUACCAAUACGCGUCGACCCGUUUCCGAUAAAGCUCUACAGUUGCUUAAUAUGCGAUGUCUUCAGCUCAAAUAGUUUAGACGAACUAAAUCAACAUUUGUUGACAGAUCGCUCACGGAGUAGUAACAGUAUAGUAGCAGCGAACAACAUCGACGGCAACACCAAGUCCAGUGUCUCUAAUUCACCCAGUAACGAUGUAAUGGUUACCCUAAACAACAACUAUAUUUGCCGUUUAUGCAACUACAAGACGAAUUUGAAAGCGAAUUUUCAAUUACACAGCAAAACGGACAAACAUCUACAGAAGUUGAAUUACGUUAACCAUAUACGCGAAGGAGGGCCGGAUAACGAAUAUAAGUUUAAAUAUCUGCAGCUUGCUGCAAAUACAGUUAAACUGAAAUGCAAUUGUUGCGAUUUCUAUACAAAUUCAAUACAAAAGCUUUCGUUGCACACGAAGCACAUGCGGCACGAGACAAUGCACAUGAUCUUCCAACAUUUAUUGCGCAUUAUGCAGCAGCAUAACAUUGACAAAAGUGAAACCGAGUGGCAACAAAAGCAACGGCAGAAUCAGCAAUCGUACCUUCACCCAAAAGUAACUCAUUUGGAAACAGAUGGUGUAACUUUCGAUGAAAACAGUGUUACUGAGGCCUCUCUUAACAUCACUUCGAAGGCCAUGUCUGAAUCAUUGGAACAAUCUUUAACAUGCCAAUUAUGCAGCUACAGCACAUCUACACUCUUAAAUAUGAUACAACAUGUAAAAAGUAUGCGUCAUACCCAAAUCGAGCAAUUUGUAAGUUUGCAACGACAUAGCGAACAACUAGAUCCUCCUAGUCUCGAUGAUAUAUUCAAAGUGGUGGAGCAACCUAUCAUCCCGUCGUUGAACCUCACUGCAGCAUCAACCCCUCAAGAAGAUUACGCCUGGUGUGAUGUUCGUGAGGCGACGGGUUGGGGAAGAAUAUCAUCCAGAUUACGUUGUACCCACUGUUAAGCACGG